GAUUGGCCAGUCUCGCCUCGAGCUCAGUUUCUCAUUGAUGCGUUCGCUGCACUGCUAACCAUCGAUGUCCAUUUCUAGGUUACUGUAAUUUUGGGUCAUAACACCGGCAUCGUCUUCUUUUAGGAACCCGAAUCUCAUUUUUACCUCGUCCUUGCAUCUCCUGUUCCACAGACACAAUGACGGAAGCGGAUUUGUUGGAGCCAAAGCAGCACAAGCCGAGCAACGGGGAUGUUUGUUCAGACCAGACCAGGGAAGACGUGUUUGAUCACACAUACAAGGAGAAAGAGGGCCCAAAACCUCGCAAGAUCAUCGUGUGGAGAAAUGUCAUUCUGAUGACUCUGUUGCACUUAGGAGCCGUGUACAGCUUCAUCCUCAUCCCCUCUGCCUCUACGCUGACCUUGCUUUGGUCUGUGGUUUGCUUUUUCAUAAGUGCUUUGGGAAUCACGGCGGGGGCUCACCGCCUGUGGAGUCACAGAGCCUACAAGGCGUCCUUACCUCUGAGGAUCUUUCUGGGUUUUGCAAACUCCAUGGCAUUUCAGAAUGACAUUUUCGAAUGGGCUCGAGACCACAGAGUUCACCACAAAUACUCAGAGACAGACGCCGACCCUCACAACGCCAAACGGGGCUUCUUCUUUGCCCACAUUGGCUGGCUGCUGGUGCGCAAACACCCAGACGUCAUAGAAAAAGGCAGCAAGCUGGAGCUCAGAGACUUGCUGUCUGACAAAGUUGUAAUGUUUCAGAGGAGGCAUUACAAGAUGUCCGUGCUGCUGGUUUGCUUCUUCAUUCCCAUGUUUGUGCCGUGGUACCUGUGGGGGGAGUCCCUGUGGACGGCGUACUUUAUCCCGGUCCUGCUGAGGUACACCGUGUCGCUCAACGCCACUUGGCUGGUCAACAGCGCGGCCCACAUGUGGGGGAACAAGCCCUACGACCAGAACAUCAGCCCCAGAGAGAACAAGUUUGUCACUUUCAGCGCCAUAGGUGAGGGGUUUCACAACUAUCACCACACCUUUCCCUACGACUACGCCACCAGCGAGUUUGGCUGCAAGCUCAACCUCACCACAUGUUUCAUCGACUUGAUGUGCUUCCUGGGUCUGGCCAAGGACUGCAAGCGGGUGUCCCGCGAUGUGGUCCUGGCUCGCGUGCAGCGUACCGGAGACGGCAGCCACCGCAGUGGCUAGGAUUACAGAGGAGACGGCGGUCCUGGACCAAACAACCACGAGGAACAGUCCUUCGACAGCUAUACGUUUAUUCAUCUGAGGAUAAGAAGCAGCUUCACGAAGGCCUUGACCACAUUUUGCUUGUUUUUUGGGUUUUUUUGUAGCUGUAACUAAACAAAUCGUUCAAGAUAUAUAUAUAUAUACAUAUAAAAAACGACAUGCUCUGCUAAGCUCUUGACUUUGAUGUGCGUCGUUCAUCCAGGCCAAGGUCUUGCAUGUAUGUUUCAGGUUUGAAGUAGAUGUAUUUUGAUAGUCAGCUUUGUUCCUUGCUGUUUUGCCACUUUGGUGUGCAUUUUCCAUGCAAGAUCAGUCAUGUAGCCCAUCACUUUUGUAAAAGUAUUACUCAAUCAUUAACGAUAGAUAACACUUAGUGAAGGACUGACGUAGACUACCCACGUUUUCAGCAAAACAGAUAACGGACUGCUGCCUUUAUUACAGUUUACAUCAAGUUUUUAACCAUUCUAAAAAAUACAAAUAAAUACUGUAAGCACUUGAGAGUUGGAAAAAGAAAUAGAUUAUUUUUUGUCUUUUUUUUUCUCCCCAAAAAGUUGUUGGCUUUAAUGAAAUAUAGCACAUGAUCUAAAAGUGAGAGGAGCCAGACCUUCUUCUUUCGAAAAGUCAAAGUAUCUCGAAUAACAAACAAGAGCAAAAUAAUUCUUAAAUUGGACUUCUUUUUAACAAAAGGUGCCAAAAUUGCUAUAAGCAUUAAGUCGAUAUUGCCUCAACAUUUUACAGAAUUUUGGCUUUUCUUGACAUUUUUAUAAAAAGUCUAACUCCCUCCCAACAGUUUUUCUACUCCACUUGAGGCCAUGUUGGUCAAAACCAUUGCCACCCAUGCAUGGUGAUGUACUGUAGUGAGUGAAUUGUGGCAGAGCUGCAUUAGUUUUUGCUUUUUGAUCAUCAGAACCGUUGCCGUGGUGAUUUCUGACACAGGGUCUGGCUUCCCCUUUGAUAUCGUCCAAAGGUGAAUCUCCUUUUGAAAUUUCAUGAGCAUCAGUGUUCUUAUUUGUGUGUUUUUUGGUUUGUGGAAUGCUUUUUUUUUUUUUUUUUAAUAUAUGUAUUUAUUUUUUUUGUUUGUUUUCUUAAAUAAAUUGUUUGAACGUGAUACUUCUGUAUACCAAACUGCGGCAGACAGCUUUGCCUAUUUGUGUGAAAUAUAUCAGAUUUCAGCAGCUGUUUAUCAGGAUGUGACCCAACGCCUUAUGACUUGCAUUCAUUCCUUCAUAGUUAAAAACAAAUCGGACCUUGUCAGCACCUUAAGAGCUAGUCAAAAAUUGAGUUUGUCAAAACAAAAAAAAAAUGGUGCCAAAUUUUGGGCUUAAUAGAAUCGAAGGUUGGAGAAAAGAUGAGCCAUGAAAGCAGCACCACAAUCUGCAUUUUAUUUAUGAAGCCAGGGGUCAAAAGGUUUUCGGUCUGAAUGUGUCGAGUUUCAAUUGUGUAACCUAUUCUGAAAUAAAAUCCACAAUAUUUUCAGUACACCUGUAA
Messenger RNA from Oryzias melastigma (Indian medaka), 2702 nucleotides. RefSeq names its product stearoyl-CoA desaturase (delta-9-desaturase) (gene scd). NCBI's taxonomy places the organism in Eukaryota, Metazoa, Chordata, Actinopteri, Beloniformes, Adrianichthyidae. Gene Ontology annotation, biological process: unsaturated fatty acid biosynthetic process; response to fatty acid. The record is from RefSeq and is a predicted model, not a curated record. Gene Ontology annotation, cellular component: endoplasmic reticulum membrane. The transcript is spliced from 6 exons. Gene Ontology annotation, molecular function: stearoyl-CoA 9-desaturase activity; iron ion binding; palmitoyl-CoA 9-desaturase activity. The coding region runs from base 177 to 1178 and encodes 333 amino acids.